Molecule: messenger RNA, 1621 nt
Organism: Ogataea polymorpha
Lineage: Eukaryota; Fungi; Ascomycota; Pichiomycetes; Pichiales; Pichiaceae
Exons: 2
Coding region: 233-598 (121 amino acids)
Source: RefSeq, a predicted model, not a curated record
GGAGAACUGUGUCGGCUUGAAAAUAAAGCUUGUGACAGCAGAUGAUGAGACAAUAGUGGGGUCCAUACAUUCCUAUAACCCAAAUAAUGGACUGUUAUCGCUUGUUCGUCAAUCCGAAAACUCAUCCAAAGAGAACUUUAUUGUUAUCAAAAACACGUUCAUCAAGAGUCUAACCUGCCUUUCCAAACCCAAGGAUGUAAAUACCAGCUCUAUAAACGAGAAGUUUGCAAAUAUGCCCCGGCCACCCCACCCUGUGCCUUUGAAUAUGCUGGGGCAUAAUUAUAAAGUUACCAACGCUCAUGUGGUGAAAAAGUACCAAUCACAAUAUGUGCUUAAUAAGACUUUGGCACACAGAAAGAUGACGCCAGAAGGGAAAGAGAUAUUCACGAGUUUAUUCAAUUUACUUCCCGAUGGUGACGUCUCGCUUGACAAAAACGACAACAUCAUCGUGUUUGACAACCACAUUGUAAUCUCCAAACCGUACGGCGCUGAAAACUGCAAAAUGGUUUCCGGAAAUGACGAACAGCAGCUUUCAUACAUCAAAAAGAUUAUCAAGGAUGCCUGGAUGCGCCUGGAAUCCGAAAGAAAGGGCGGUUGAAACGGGGAGGGAUAUAAAAUCUAUAUCUUAUUUCUUCAUGCCUAGCAUUCCAGCCAAGGCAACCUGGCGUUGAAUGGAAACAAUAUCUUCUGUAUUCUUAAAAGUAGCGGUAAAGUCAAUCUCCACGCUUCCCAGAAGCUUGACCCCCUUGUUCUUAGUUCCUUUGAAUCCAUCGAGUUCAGACCAAGGAAUUUUGAUAACACAAUGAGUGACCUGAGUUGGAUUUUUCUUCACCUGGGACUUUGGUCGCUCAAGAUAAUUGAAGGACUGUUUGGAGGCCAAAUAUUGGUACAUGUAUUCCAUAAUAACGUUGAUCCAGACUCGGCCCAACCCUUGUAAAAUCGAGUUUAGAUUGAAAUUGAAUUGGACCACCAUAUCCUCUUCACAAGAAACUGCACAGUAGUAUGUGAGUUCCAUAUUUACAACCUCCUGUGAGCAUGCUUUCACUCCGUUGAUGGUCACAAGCAUGUCUUUUGCGUUAUCAAGCAAUGAGCGACUAGGGUUAACUAUCCUGAUUUUAACAUCUAUUGCGCGGAAUUCACUUUUCAACAGCUGCCGAUAGAAUUGCUGUCUCUUCUUAUCCUGUAAGAAGAAUUCAAAAUAGUGCAUGUAACGAAUUUGAGACUGGAUGGUGAUACCUGUACGGAAAGCUCUCCUGCGUACUUGAAAUGCAGCGUUGGCUUCUCGAAAACAAAGUCCAAAUUUGAACAUCAGAUACGCCACAAUAAUGCUUCCUGUCCUUCCCUUGCCGUGCUUGCAGUGUACGACUACCACAUUGUUUGGGCUUUGCUGAAGGAAUUCCUCAAUUGUAACUAUAGUUUCCAGCAAGGAAAACAAGGGAAUAGGACUAUGGUCUUUGAAUGGUCUGUAUAAGAAUUGCCCUCCGAUAUCCGUCACUGAUGAAGGAUCAUACCCCAAUUUUUCUUGUCUCAGGUUCACGAUCAUCCAGUUGCCUCUCCCAUGGUUACGAUUUAACGCCUCUACCAGGUCAGCUAUGUGAUUCGCACAUACUUUGGCUUUGUU